UGCUACGUGUUUGAUAACGCAGAACUAGUGCUCGACAAGCUUAGAAGACAAACUUUUGCCUACUAGUUUCAAUUAAUAUUUAUCAAAAUGGAUAUAAGUGGCGUUUUAGCGUUAAAGUUUGUAGUAUUUAUAUUUGUUCAGGGCAUUUAUUGUGACACUGAAUGUGACUGUAAUACUAAUAAAGCACUAAUGGAAUUAAUACAGAAAGACUAUCUACAGAUGAGACUUGAAAACUUUAAAAUUAUGUCACGUCUGAGACGCCUAGAAAUAUCUAAACAAACUGUUUCUACACAGUCGGAUUCACUUACAGCAAAAGGCUCAAGUCAAUCGAAAGCGGGGGAUGGACUUGACAAGCUCGACGCUAACUAUGCAAACGUUAAAGCACAAUCGGAGCGGAUGAAAAGUAUGGAGGCUAAAAUUACUAACAUAACAGCGCAAUCCGAAAAAGUCAAACACGAUAUCGAGGUCAAACACGCAAAAACAGCAAAAAAUCUGGAGCGAAUUGAUAAGAUCGAGGAUAACAUUAUAAAAAUAGAAGAAAAAUUAGGAGUGAUGAACAGAAAUGAAGCCAGUUCUACAAAUGGCUAUAAAAUGGCAUUUGAUUUAAGAAAUUUUGUUAGAAAAAGUUUACUGGCAGAAAAAACUGGUAGACUUAUGUUUGCUUCCGACAUCAGAAUUCAAAUAGAAAAUAUAAAACAUUCAUUUUCUGAGUUCAAGACUGAAACAGCCACUUUGGUACAUAAUCAAAGUGUUUCAUUGUCUACAAAACAUGAAGCUUUUACGGAACAGAUGACCAGGCAAGUUGCUGAAGUAAAUCGUCAGAUACACACAGAUAUAGGAGAUAUUACUUUAGAAUUAAAUAAAGUAACUGAAAAAGUUUCCAAGAUGAGUACGACUUUGAAUGAGAUAACAGAUGAAGACAAAACUGUUCACGGAGGCUGGAGCGAAUGGGUAGGAUGGAGUUCAUGCCCUGCAACCUGUGGAGUAGGGAUACAGAGUCGUACCAGGACUUGCAGUAACCCUGUUCCAGACCGUUUCGGGGACCAUUGUUUCGGACAGAAUCUUGAAGACAGAGUGUGUCAAUUAGGACCGUGUAUAAAUACGGACUGCUAUGAUGUACUCAACAAAGAAAACAAUGCUGGAAGUGGAGUGUAUUCUGUAAACUUGUGGAAGUCCAAACGCACGAUCAAAGUAUACUGCGAUAUGAACACUGAUAACGGUGGUUGGACUGUUUUCCAAUAUCGCUUUAACGGUUCAGUUGAUUUCUACAGAAACUUUUCGGAAUAUGAGACAGGGUUCGGAAAUUUGGAAACAGAGUUUUGGCUAGGUCUUAAAAGUGUCAAGGAAAUGGCAUCUCAAGGUAAAACUGAGUUAAGACUGGAUCUAACGGCGGCUGAUGGCACUACUGCUUAUGAAACUUUCCAGAACUUUUACCUUGACGAGGGUCCAAACUAUACUCUCCACAUUGAUCAUGGAACGGGUACAGCAGGUGAUAGCCACGGUUUGUCAUAUAAUAAUGGUCACCAUUUUUCAACUUACGACGCUGACCGUGAUGGUAUAUCUUCUAAACAUUGCGCUGUCAAAGACCAUGGUGGAUGGUGGUACGCCAAGUGCGCCUUCGCCAACCUGAAUGGAGAGUAUGUAACACCAGGAACAAAGCGACCAGGCAAUGCAGAAAGGGGAAUGAUCUAUACGUCGUUUCAAUUUUUGAAAUCGCUAAAAGCCGUUAAAAUGAUGUUCCGGCGAGUUUGAAAUCCAGGUGGCUGAAAUUUUAUUCAGGAAGCAGUUUUCAUUUCAAAGUCUUUCAUGAAGUUGAUAUGUGAUUUUUCAUGACGUAUACUAAAUGCAAAUGAAACUGCACCUUUUGAGUAUGUUUCAGUUUGGAAGAAACUAUUUUGGUGUUGAUACUCUUGGUUCCAUGUGUAUGAAUCCUCCAAAUAACAUCUGUUCAUAAUUAUUCUUCUGUCAUUCAAUAUUUAAAUGCUGCACAAACCUUGUGUUGUAAUGGUAUAAAGUAUAUGAUAUAUCUAUGUUCAGUUUUUACAUGUAUAGCUUACUUUUCAUAUAUCAUGUUUUAAUUUUCAUUUUAGAAGUAUCCAUCACGCUUACUAUUCAUUGAUAGUACUACCUAUUAAUUUCUUCUUCCUAGUUCGUUAUCUAUAAUUGAAAAAAUAUUAUUCCUGCAAAUAGCAUGCAUUAGCCGGUAGCGUUUUCAUGGUCACAUUUUAUAUUAUGGGAGAAUACUGAAUAAUUUUUGUUACUUUUAUAGAUAUUGUUUCAUGACUACAUAAUCAUUACUAGCAUUAGAUUCUAGACUUGUGAUUUAUCUAAUGAUAAAAUUAAUGUAAAAUCCUAUUCAUAUGGCAUAUUUAACUGAAAGAUGUUUGAAAUAAGUCUUUUUUAAAGACAUGACAUUUUUGCAGAAGAUUAUUUUAGGAUUACAGUACUGUAACAACAUAGCAUUGUUAUUGGUGUAGGUCAAUAUUUUUAUUAAAUUUUUUAAUAUCCAUAACCAGGGCAUACUUCCAAACAUUUGUGGUUUAUAUUUUAAACGAAGAAUUUUAUUUCUCUAACAUUACCGAUACCAUAGUAAAAUGCACAGAUAGUUUCAAAUUGUAUUUUCUAUAUCCACACUUUGUUUUGUUGUAUAUUGUUAUGUUUGUCAGGUUUUAAGAAAUUUCAUUCUAAAUUUUGAUACAAUUUAGGACCAAACAUGUUUUUUGUUAUAAAACACACGUGCAUUCGAGCUAAUUUCAGCUCCCGUUAAACAUAAUAUAUCUUUAUUUAAGAAAAAUCAGCAAGUAAACAUUUUAUAAAACUGUUUGUCUAAAGUAUGAAUUGAUAUUUAAUAAACUGGUAGAGGACGUAAAUAGUGUUGUUUCUUACGUUUAUUUGUUUGAGCUUUUAUUUUUUAUUUUUAUUUUCGAGCCCUAAACAUUCAAAGAUAGCCUUCUCUGCUACUAAACAAAACAAAUAACAGAUUUUUAGUAUGUCAAAAACUAACAACCAUAGUUAUUUUGCCACCAAAUGGAGUUAGCAUUAAAGAUAGAUGUCAUACUGUUCAGAUAUCUUGUUGAUACUUGUAGGUACAGUUAGAUGAAUUAAUUAUAAUACUGGCUUGGAUCCAGUAACCGGACAAAUUUUCAUAUUUUUCCUUCAUUUUUU
Messenger RNA from Mercenaria mercenaria, 3165 nucleotides. Its product is annotated as fibrinogen C domain-containing protein 1-B-like. The record is from RefSeq and is a predicted model, not a curated record. Bases 88 to 1752 code for a protein of 554 amino acids. NCBI's taxonomy places the organism in Eukaryota, Metazoa, Mollusca, Bivalvia, Venerida, Veneridae. The transcript is spliced from 7 exons.